Atta colombica is the source of this 7854-nucleotide messenger RNA. RefSeq names its product protein sidekick (gene sdk). Gene Ontology annotation, molecular function: protein binding. The transcript has 33 exons. Lineage: Eukaryota; Metazoa; Arthropoda; Insecta; Hymenoptera; Formicidae. Bases 457 to 6981 code for a protein of 2174 amino acids. Gene Ontology annotation, biological process: cell-cell adhesion. The record is from RefSeq and is a predicted model, not a curated record.
UUGAAUUUUUAUGCUAUUGUAAUAUUGACCUUCACGGAAAUCCAUAUUGGAAAAAAGAGAAGAAAAAAAGAAGAAGGAAGGCUGACUCCAAUCUUAUAUAAUUGAAGGUUUAUUCCAGUGGCUAAUAUCCAGCGAUAGUGGAACUUAAGAACCUUGAACGGACGUUUGUACGCCUCGCGCCUCCUUCGAACGUGAUCGAGAAGGAACGGAGGGGAAAGAGCAUCGGCGAGCAUCGCGGAAUGCGAGUCGCGAGUGUGCGUGUGACGGGAACGCGGCGCGAAUUGCCGCGAUUGGCGUAGCCCGUACGCUUCCGGAGCUUCUUACGCGCAACGGUUGCGAGCGAAGGAGGCAGGCUACGACGGUGGAGAAGAAGGCGACGGACGAAGACGAGGAGGGGGAGGGGGAGAAGGGGAGCUAGGGAGUGAGGUCAACGUCGCGCAACGGCGAGGCAAGAGGAUGGAGCAGCGGCCGGCGGCGACCUCCGCGAGGACGCGCGGCCUUCUCGCCGGUGUCUGCCUCGUCUGGAUCAUCGGCGGCAUCUGCGCCACCGAACCACUUCAGGAACCGCGUUUCAUCAAUCAACCGUCCAGUAGUAGCAAUAUACUUAGCGAAAAUCGCACGAAGUUUCUACAAUGCCAAGCGAGAGGUAAUCCUCAACCAAAGUACAAAUGGUUCAAAGACGGGAUGCCCCUCAACAACGAAGUCACUUCGGGCGAGCCUUAUUAUCGUAUUCUCAGUACGCGACGCGAGGAUGCUGGGGUGUAUCAUUGCGUCGCAACGAAUGAUGUGGGAUCCAUAUUCAGCGAUCGGCUCAUCUUCGCCGUAGCUUAUAUGGGUACAUUCGAUGAUCUCACGGAGAAAGUGGUGACCGUCGAGUCGGGUAGCGCCGCAAUUCUGGAACUACCUCCGAUUGAGAGCCAUCCUCCCCCUGCCGUAACGUGGCUCUCCUCGGACGGAACUCUUCUGUACGGUAUAAAGUACGCUACGACCGAUCACACAUUGAUCAUACUAAACGCUUCGGAAAAUGACAAGGGCUCCUACAGAGCGAAGGCUAUUAACACUCAAUUGGGUACGGAGGUGAGCAGUCCGUUUUUUAAACUGCAAGUCAUCGGCGAUCCAAAUGCGGAAGUAGCCCCUACCAUAAUCAUCAAACCGCAGGACACGCAAAUAAUCAAAGAUCAAGAUGUCACGCAUAUAUAUUGUAUCGCGAAUGCCAGAUCUCUUCAUGAAUUAAGGACCUUAUGGAUGAAGGAUGGCAUUCCGAUCGAAAAUUCUAGAAUAUCGUAUAGCUUUAAUGAUUCGUGGAACAGAACGCUCGCAUUGAUCUCAGCCAACAUAACUUACACAGGAAUUUAUUCUUGCCACGUAGAUUUGCGGAGUGGUGGUUAUCCGACCAUAAAUGCGAGUGCUAAAAUCGUCGUAUAUGAAAAACCAACAUUCAUAACGGAAUUAAAAAGGGAAACUCUGAGUGAUUAUGGGUCCACAGUAACGUUACCGUGCGAUGCUAACGGUGUGCCACCUCCUACAAUCACUUGGUUCCGUAAUGCCGAGCCUGUCGAUCAUUUACUGGGAACUAGAUACUUAAUGGAGGAAGACGGCUCGUUGACAAUUAAGAAAUUAAGUAUGGAUGACUCGGGAAUGUUUCAGUGUCUCGCGUCCAACGAAGCUGGCGAAUCAUCUAGUUACACCUGGUUAAAAGCGAAAACAUCUGGACCGAUAAUGGAAAACGGACCACAGAAUUUAACAGUAUUAGACGGCAAAGAUGCAACUCUAAGUUGCAAUGCGAUCGCAGCGCCUAAGCCAAAUGUCACUUGGUAUUAUAACGAUACAAUGUCUGUGGAAAUCGCUGGGAGAGUACAAGUCUUGGACAACGGGGAUCUUUUAAUUGCAGCGGUGAAACCGUACGAUGCAGGAAAAUAUACUUGCAUCCGCGCGAACGAAGCCGGUUCUGUCAAUGGAUCGGCAUACUUAAUUGUUAUGGUUCGGACUCAAAUUAUCCAUCCACCUGUUGAUACGUCUGUGCUUCUCGGGCGUACCGCUGAAUUGCAGUGUAAAAUUUCGAACGAUCCCAGCAUCGUAUACGAUAUGGCAUGGUUUCAUAAUGGACAAGUAAUAAAUACGCAAGCGAGUCAAAGAGUGAAAAUGCGGUCAGAUGGCACUCUCGAGAUUGUUACCGUUCGAGCUUCCGAUGUGGGCGAGUAUACAUGCUCCGUAGUGUCACCAGGUGGCAACGAAACGCGAUCUGCUCGUCUGAGCGUGAUCGAAUUGCCGUUCCCACCGAUCAACGUCGUGGCCACGCGGGUCGAGAGAAUCUCGCCGCGCACGAUUAAUGUCACAUGGGUGCCCGGCUUCGACGGCAAUAGUCCUACAAAAAAAUUUAUAGUCCAGAGACGAGAGGUAUCCGAUCUAGGACCAAUACACGACCCAAUAUUAAAUUGGAUUACCGAACGUGAUAAUGUAUCCGCUACCAGUCGAUGGAUAUUGUUGAAUAAUUUGAAAGCCGCGGCGUCUUAUCAAUUUCGUGUUAGUGCCGAGAAUAGCGUUGGUGAAGGUCCAUCGUCAGCAGCUAGCAAUAUCGUUGUUCUACCCCAAGAACCGCCUAGUGGUCCGCCCAUUGGCUUCGUCGGCUCAGCACGUUCAUCAUCGGAAAUAAUAACGCAAUGGCAACCUCCAUUAGAAGAAUACCGAAAUGGCCAUAUCUUAGGAUAUAUAUUGAGAUAUACGCUUUUCGGAUAUAAUGAUAGCCCAUGGACGAUACAAAAUAUCACCAAUGAAGCGCAAAGAAAUUAUCUCAUUACAGAUUUAAUCACAUGGAAAGAUUAUGAAGUGCAAAUAGCGGCUUACAAUGAGAAAGGUGUGGGUAUAUAUUCAAAGGGCUUGCAAAUAAAAACCAAGGAAGGAGUCCCAGAAGCACCUCCCACAAACGUGAAAGCAAAAGCAAUUAAUUCAACAGCGGUAAAAGUUUGGUGGAAACCACCGAAUCCUCAGAAGAUCAAUGGGAUUAAUCAGGGAUACAAAUUGCAAGCCUGGAUUGGCGACAAUUUUACAGAUGCGACUGAAUAUAAAUCGAUGACUGUGCCGCCAAGUUUAUUCGAUCCGCUCGCCGAGCAGAACGCUAUUAUGAUAGGUUUAAGAAAAUACACUUUGUAUAAUAUCACGGUGCUCUGCUUCACCGAUCCAGGUGACGGUGAAAGGAGCUCGCCUGUCGAAAUUCGCACUUGUGAAGACGUACCUGAAGAAGUGGAGAAUCUACAAUUUGAAGAUAUCAGUGAUCGUGCGCUAACAGUUAAAUGGUGUCCUCCCAAAGAGACCAACGGAAUACUGACAUAUUAUCAACUGAAAUACAUGAUUAAAGACAUUCCGGAUUCUUUGCGCGUCGAGAACUUCACGGCUGAUGUGUUAUCGAUUAAAGUAGAACAUCUUCAGGCAUUGACUCACUACAAGUUUGAAGUAACUGCUUGGACAUCAGUUGGAUCUGGCAAAUCAAAAAUAGCGACCAUACAAUCAGGCGUCGAACCGGUGUUACCAGAACCACCCACGAAGUUAGCGUUAUCCAACAUAGACGCGUUCUCCAUUGUGUUGCAGUUCACGCCAGGAUUUGAUGGAAAUUCAUCCAUCACGAAGUGGACAGUGCAGGCACAAACGGCACGAAACUCGACGUGGUACACUAUAUACGAAGUAUCCGAUCCCGACGCUAGUACGAUUACCGUUGACGGUUUGACUCCUUUCAUGCAAUACAAGCUUCGUUUGAUCGCAAAUAACGUCGUCGGUGCUUCAGAACCCUCUGAACCGACCAAAGAGUUUCAGACGAUUCAGGCACCACCCUCGCAUCCUCCAAAAAACGUCACAGUUCGCGCGAUGAGUGCUACCGAAUUACGCGUUAGAUGGAUCCCAUUGCAACAAAUAGAAUGGUACGGAAAUCCACGAGGAUACAAUGUUACUUAUACGGAAGUACGAUCGAACAUAUCGAAGAGUAGUAUUAUCGAGGAUCAUACUGCAAACUCGUACAUUUUGGAAAAUAUGGAGGAGUUUGCUGAUUAUGAAAUAGUGAUGCAAGCAUUCAAUGAUGUUGGCUCUUCAGCAGCGAGUCCAAAGGCUAUUGAACGAACUCGUGAAUCAGUUCCUUCCCUGGGACCGAUAAACGUAGAAGCAAACGCAACUUCCUCUACGACUAUUCUGGUGCGAUGGGGUGACGUACCUGUAGAACAUCAAAAUGGACAGAUUGAAGGCUUUAAGGUAUAUUACGGUGCGAAUUCCAGAUCAACUUUUCAGUACAAGAACAUUCCCAGCAAUACCACUUUCACAACCACUUUAACGGAACUUCGCAAGUUCGUCCAGUAUCAUGUACAGGUUUUAGCCUACACAAGACUUGGUGAUGGAGCGCUGAGCACUCCACCCGUGAGAGUCCAGACCUUCGAAGACACUCCUGGUCCACCAUCUAAUGUAUCUUUUCCUGAUGUGAGUUUAACCACAGCGCGUAUUAUCUGGGACACACCAGAGGAUCCUAACGGGGAGAUUCUUGCAUACAAAGUUAUGUUUAACUUAAACAACAGCCAAGAUUCUCCUUUUUCUAGAGAAUUUCCAGCGUCAGAUAGAACAUUCAGAGCCACCGAACUCAAGUCCGAAAAGUAUUAUAUGUUCUCUGUAACGGCACAAACGAAAUUGGGUUGGGGUAAAACAGCUUACGCGCUUGUAUUUACCACGAACAAUAGAGAACGUCCUCAAGCACCAUCGGUACCGCAAGUGAGUAAGUCACAGAUUCAGAGUCGUCAGAUAACGUUUAGCUGGACACCAGGUAGAGACGGUUUUGCACCAUUAAGAUAUUACACAGUGCAACAGUCAGAAAAUUCUGGACCAUUCCAAAUUAUUCCCGAAAGAGUGGAACCCAUUCUGACGUCUUACACGGCUAAUAAUUUAAAGCCUUACACACACUAUCAAUUUCGCAUUCAAGCUACCAACGAUAUAGGUCCAUCAGAAUGGAGCAGUGAGUCUGCUCAAGUACAAACUCUGCCUGCAGCGCCAUCAAAGGGCGUCACCGGCCUGAAAGUUGUCCCAAUAACAACAUCCAGUGUUGAGGUUCAUUGGAACAUGAUCGACGAGGUACAUUGGAGUGGUGAUUACGAAACUGGUGGUUACCGUGUUGUUUAUCAGCCGGUAUCGGAUUUCCCAACACCUCUUCAGGCGACGCCGAAAGAAGAGAUUCUAGGAAUUAAACAAACCAAAAUGGUCUUAAGCGACUUAACAGAAGAUCGAUAUUACGAGAUUGUAGUGCUUCCAUUUAAUUCAGAAGGUGAGGGUCCACCGAGUCCACCAGUCACUGUGUACGUGGGAGAGGCAGUUCCUACGGGGGAACCCCAGCAUCUAAAAGCCGAGCCUAUUUCUUCUACUGAGGUUCAUUUGCAUUGGAAACCUCCUCAAGCUAAUAUGCAAAACGGCGAUUUAUUAGGAUAUAAGAUUUUUUAUUUAGUAACUGAUUCUCCUCAAGAUUUAGAGAAAAAACAGGAAGAAGAGAUAGAAGUCGUUCCAGCGUCUUGUUUGACGCACAACUUAGUCUUUCUUGACAAGUAUACAGAAUAUCGCAUACAAGUUUUAGCGUUUAAUCCGGCCGGAGAUGGUCCACGAUCUCCGCCAAUUACUGUGAGAACGAAACAGGAUAUACCAGGACCACCAUAUCAUUUGCAAUUUAACGAAAUUACCAUGACCAGCUUGCGCGUUUCUUGGAACCCUCCGAAGUUACGCAAUGGCGAGAUAGUUGGUUACAUCGUUACUUAUGAAACUGCAGAGCAAAAUGAUCGUUUUAGUAAACAAGUUAAACAAAAAGUGACGGAGACGAGUCUUCUUAUUCAACCGCUGGAAGAGGAAGUGACGUAUACUUUCAUGGUUCGCGCGCAGACGAUCGACUUCGGACCGCCGAUAUCUGGCAAUGUUACAACUGGUCCGCAAGAAGGUUCGCCGAUGGAGCCCAGCAAUCUCGGCGUGACCAAGACAGUCUCUAGUGUGGAACUGCAAUGGACCAAUGGUGCUUCCGGCAAAGGUCCUAUACUGGGUUACUACAUCGAAACUCGUCGUAAAGCGAUGGAAGAAUGGCAGCAUUAUGAUUCGCGCUGGCAGACAAUAGUUCGUACCAGUAAUGGACCACUGACUGAAUAUACCGUGUCUUAUCAAAAUUUACUGCCGUCCACAUCGUAUUUGUUCAGAGUAAUAUCAUACAAUCGUUAUGGAAUCAGUUAUCCAGCAUAUUCUACCGAAACAAUUUUGACACCAUCGAAACUAUACCUGGAAUACGCAUAUCUACAACACAGGCCAUUUUACAGACAGACCUGGUUCAUGGUUACUUUAGCCGCAAUAUCAAUUAUAAUUAUCAUUAUGGUCAUAGCAGUAUUAUGCGUGAAGAGUAAAAGCUACAAAUAUAAACAAGAGGCACAAAAGACUCUGGAAGAGUCGAUGGCGAUGGACGCGGAUGACAGGCAAGAAUCGGAUUUAGAAUUGUACAGGUCACGUCAGGGUGGAGGUAGUGCCGUUAAUGCAGCAAGUGGCACUCUGGGUAAAAGAAAUACAUUGGCCCGAAAGGUAAUGCAUCCUCCGCCACCCACUAUGCUGGGCAAAUCGCCUCCUAGGCCUUCUCCAGCGUCGGUCGCCUAUCACAGCGAUGAAGAGAGCCUCAAGGGAUAUGAUGAGAAUCCUGACGACAGUAGUGUCACAGAGAAACCCUCCGAAAUUAGUUCUACCGAUUCUCAGGGUUCUGAGAGCGAGAACGAGAGUGUGCAAUCCGAUCCACAUUCCUUCGUGAAUCACUAUGCGAACGUCAACGACUCGUUAAGACAAUCGUGGAAACGGCAGAAACCCGUCCGAAACUAUUCAUCAUACACGGACUCCGAGCCGGAAGGCAGCGCGGUUGUCAGUCUGAAUGGCGGUCAGAUCAUCAUGAAUAACAUGGCCAGAUCGAGAGCGCCGCUUCCUGGUUUUUCGUCAUUCGUGUAAUGAAAUGAAUUAUCAAGAUUACGUUAUAAGAUAGGAAUUUUUUUUAUUCCUACAUCAAAAUUAAUAUCGCAGCUACUUCGUUCUUAGCGAAGUCUUUUUAUAAAUAUACGUAUAUAGAGCGAAAGACUUACGUUGGGAACACGUGUUUCGUAUUCCCGCGACGGCAUAGACUUAUAGCAAACUAUAGGAAGCUUCAGGCAUCUUCGUAUUGUGAUAUAUUGAUACAUAUAUUAUUUAUAAUUUUCGAGAAACAUUUUGCAUUUAAUAGACUUUUGUACUUUCUCGGAUUAGUUUAAGAAUCAAACAGCGUACGAACCUCGUACGAAUAUGUUACAAAUUUCGUGCCUGUACAGAGCAGAAGUCCAAAUAUUCUUUUUUUUUUUUUUUUCAGAUAUUUUGGUCUUAAACUCUUCUAUUUUUCAGCUACAAUUAUAGAUACAUGAUUAUAUUCGAUCCUGAGGAUCUUGUACUCUUUAAAGGUAUUUAUAUCGUCGACAUAUUUAUAAACGAUAAUUGGGAUCGUGAUAUUGCAGAAUUUUCAGAAAAAAAUAUCAAUUCACACUCAACAUAGCAAUUGUUGGCCUAUCAUAUCAUUUUAUUAAUCCAGUAAAACUUUAUUAUAAAGAUCGCGAGUUGUGAGGCACUGUAUAAAUCCACUCUUAUGCUGGCGUAUUUGCACGUCAGAUAUGCUUGUAAAUAUGUUAUAUAUUUUCUGUAAGAAUGUAGAUUUUGUAUAAUGCUGCUAUAUAUGUAUUCUGCGGACUAUAUCUAUUGCAUUCGCAUUUUGUGAUAAUACAGUAAAUGCUCCAUAGUUGUGGAACUUACAUUUUACUAAACUGUCACGAAUACGGAAUCGCGAUUCUGAAAAGUAAA